Molecule: messenger RNA, 555 nt
Organism: Monascus purpureus
Lineage: Eukaryota; Fungi; Ascomycota; Eurotiomycetes; Eurotiales; Aspergillaceae
Source: the annotation of a GenBank genome assembly
AUGUGCCCCUGGUACAACCUAGGUUCAGCUUCGAGCUUUGUUCCAUGGCUGGCUUCGUACCAAGUCUUUCUUUCUGCCAUUACCGGAGUAAUGCUCUGCCACUACUACCUCAUUUGUCGUGGAUACAUCCAAAUCGAUUCCCUCUAUGACACACUGAGAAUGGGCCCGUACUGGUACUCCUCCGGGUGGAACUACCGCACCUACAUCGCGUACAUUGUCGGGAUCGUCCCCAACUUUUACGGUUUCCUGGGUGUGUUUGGUAUCCAUGUCACCACGUCUGCAACUAGGAUGUACUAUUUUGCCUAUCCGAUGGGGCUGGCUUUGAGCUUUGGGACCUAUUAUGCACUGUGUAAGAUUAAUCCGAUACCGGAUUCGAGAAUGGGACAGGAGUGGUAUGAGCCGGAUGUCCUCCCCAGUGUAUACAUGGAUGGUACUAGUGAUGGAAAUCAGAUUGGCGAAGUUUUGGGGGUACUGAAGCUCCAGGGAGAUGGCAGUGAGGGUGUUUCUGGCAAUGUGCACUUGCGAGUUCUAACCAGGGGAGAAUUGGAAGUUUGA